UUCCUCAAGAAUCUUCCUCUUUCACUUUCUCUCUCCUUUACCUUUCCUUUUCCCUUUACCUCUACAAACCCAGCCUCUGGGUUUUCUGAAAUAACAAAGAAGCAAGUGAUGAUCAUCGUCAUCGAUGACAACGAGCACAACGCCUACGCAUUGGAAUGGAUGCUCAAUCGCUUCUUCAUUCCUCUAGGUGAUAGUGCCUUGUUCAAGGUUGUCAUCGUUCACACCAAACCUUCUGCUACUUCUACUGUCGACCUCUGAAAACUCAAAAACUUGAACAAACACAAAUCUGGGUUUUUCUCAAACGUUGCACUCAAAUUUUGCUCUACAAACUCCAAAUCUUGUACCGGAGCUCAUUUCUUCUUCAUCAUCAGAUGUCCUUUCCGAUGAUGUUGUUUUCUCGAAUCGUCAUUCAAAAUCGAAGCAAAUUUGAUGUGAGCAUAUUUCUUCUGAUUAUUCUCUCUCUCUCUCUCUCUUCUUCAUUCUUCUUCCUCUCCAGAUCUGGGUUUUUCUCAAACCCAGCCCUAAGAGACUCUACUCACUGCAAAAACUCCACCUAACGAAACUCUUGAACCACUCCUCGUUAGCGUACUCUGUGUUGAAUUUGGCUCUGAAUGCACCUUUCCGUGGUGACUUAUCCCUCUCUGUUAUUUCUACUACUUGCUACCUUUUGAUCUAUUGCUAAUUAAGUUCAAAUUUGAUGAAUAUCUCAACGAUUGAGUGAUCUGUGCUUUAAACUUUGAAAUAAUCUGUUUGAAUUUGUGUUUGGCUCCACUUUAUGGAUGAAUUCAUUUCGAAAAUUUAGUUGGACACUUGUUUUCUGCAGCGAUCCGAUUCAUGAUGCUAAUCUUCAAUAUGCUAGAUCUUCAUUAUAUCUUGAAUUGUUUGUUAGAUUCAUUGUUCAUAGUUUAAAUCUACAUUUUGAAUUUGAGAAGUUCUUCUUUGGAAUAAGUUUGAUGAAUUUGGAGUUCUAUGUUUUGAAUUCUGUCAAAAUUUUAAUUCAGAUUCUAUUGAAACAUCAAAUGUUUCUGUUUUUGCUAAAAAAUAUCAACUACGUUUCAUUUAACUCUCCAUUUAAUCAAAUUUAGUUUUCAUCUAAACCAUUUGUUUGAUUUUGUCCUUGUUCUUAGUUUAAAUCUGGUGAGAUGUUCAUAGGUGAUGAAAAAGAAUGGAUCGAAGCUUUACUGGAGCUCUAAUAAUGAAAAGGUGACAAU
Messenger RNA from Rubroshorea leprosula, 1211 nucleotides. Lineage: Eukaryota; Viridiplantae; Streptophyta; Magnoliopsida; Malvales; Dipterocarpaceae. The record is from the annotation of a GenBank genome assembly.